UUUCAUAUCUCUUCCUCUCUUCCUAUUUUGUAAUAGAUGACAAAUAAGUAACUAUUUAAGAUCUGAUCUUUCUCUUGUCGAAAACAGAAGCUACAGGCUUCAGACAAGAUCAUUCUGCUGCAGGUUAUCUUCAUCAUUCCCAACAUGAAGAUACUGACUGCGAUUGCAGUUCUCUGUGCCAUGAUGGCUCUGACCAGAGCUUUUGCUCUUCCAGAAGCCGAGGCCAAGGAUGAUCAAACAGUAAAGAGUCACCUGGUCAAGAGGUCAACAGCUUGUCCCAAUGGGUGGUCUCUGUUCAACGAUCGCUGUUUCCACUACUAUCCAAGACCCACAACUUGGGCUAAAGCUGAGAAAAACUGCCAGUCCUUGGGUGCAAACCUUGCAUCAGUACAGAACAUACAGGAGUACCAUGAGAUUCAGAGGCUGAUUACGGCCGCAAGUUAUCAGUCUAAGGAGGCAUGGCUCGGAGGCUCUGAUGCACAAGAGGAGCGUCUUUGGCUGUGGAGUGAUGGUUCUCCUUUCAGCUAUCUGAACUGGUGUAACGGACAGCCUGACAACUAUCGCGGCCAGCAGCACUGUUUGCAAAUGAACUUUGGAGCCGACAAAUGCUGGGAUGAUGUCGGCUGUCUUAUUUCCCGCCCAUUUGUCUGCGCCAAGAAAGUCUGAUGAAUCCUGGGCUGCCAGAGAGGCAUCAAGUACCUGUCGAGAGCAACAAACACACUGUUUUUUGUGUCAUCAGUCUUAUAACUUGAAGGCUCUAUAUUUCUUCUUUUUUUCUAUUGCUGUUAAGCUACUUAAGGAAUGAGAGAGGAGGAGCUGGAUUGUCUCUUAGGCCUUAAAUAUUUUAAGAAGAGCAGACUGAAAUUAAUGCUUUUAGCAACUUAUUCUGGAGGGUGAACUGGUUUUUCUUGUUUUAUGCAAAAUUAAAAGUCUCAAGCAUUGAAACAA
Messenger RNA from Dicentrarchus labrax (European seabass), 948 nucleotides. RefSeq names its product ladderlectin. Lineage: Eukaryota; Metazoa; Chordata; Actinopteri; Moronidae. The transcript is spliced from 7 exons. The record is from RefSeq and is a predicted model, not a curated record. Bases 145 to 666 code for a protein of 173 amino acids. Gene Ontology annotation, molecular function: signaling receptor activity.